Molecule: messenger RNA, 700 nt
Organism: Zootermopsis nevadensis
Lineage: Eukaryota; Metazoa; Arthropoda; Insecta; Blattodea; Termopsidae
Product: histone H1-III
Biological process (GO): negative regulation of DNA recombination; chromosome condensation; nucleosome assembly
Cellular component (GO): nucleus; nucleosome; euchromatin
Molecular function (GO): double-stranded DNA binding; nucleosomal DNA binding; structural constituent of chromatin
Source: RefSeq, a predicted model, not a curated record
UUGAGUCACCUCUUCUCAUCGUUUGAUUUGUACUGUUAACGAUGGCGGAUACUGCGGUAGCAACAGCUCCAAGUGCAACACCAGCGCAGGCUUCUCCAAAGAAAACGAAGUCUACUAAGAAGCCGCGUGCUAAGCAAGUUCAUCCUAGAACGUCUGAAAUGGUGAGCAAUGCCAUUAAAAGCUUGAAGGAGCGUGGUGGGUCGUCGCUCCAGGCUAUAAAGAAGUAUAUUGCUGCGAAUUACAAGGUCGACUGUGAGAAAUUGGCGCCGUUUAUCAAAAAGUAUCUGAAGGCUGCAGUUGCGUCUGGCGAGUUAGUGCAGACGAAAGGCAAGGGAGCGUCUGGUUCGUUCAAGUUGUCUUCUACUGGUGCACCCGAGAAGGCGGUAGUUCCUGCGCCGCCUGCUCCUUCUCGUGUCAGGGGGUCUUCUACUUCUGCCGCAAAGCUGAAGAAGAAACAGCAACAAGCGAAGGCUAAAUCCCCGAAAAAGGCUCCUGAGAAAAGGAAGCAGGCACCAGCUCCGAAGCCAAAGAAGUCCCCAUCGAAGGCUAAGAGGGCAACGAAAGUGCCCACCAAGAAGCCUAAAGCACCACGACCCAAGACUGCUGCGAAGACGAAGGCGCCAAAGAAGGGAAGUCCUAAGAAGAAGUGAAGUGUUUUAAGUAUCUGAAGUCGGGGAAGGGAAAAUCGGCCCUUUUCAGG